Messenger RNA from Chrysoperla carnea, 2394 nucleotides. RefSeq names its product pro-resilin-like. Gene Ontology annotation, cellular component: RNA polymerase II transcription regulator complex. Gene Ontology annotation, biological process: positive regulation of transcription by RNA polymerase II. Lineage: Eukaryota; Metazoa; Arthropoda; Insecta; Neuroptera; Chrysopidae. The transcript has 2 exons. Gene Ontology annotation, molecular function: transcription coactivator activity. The coding region runs from base 140 to 2314 and encodes 724 amino acids. The record is from RefSeq and is a predicted model, not a curated record.
AUGAUUCUUUUCCUUUAAGAAUCCAAACAUGAUAAAGAAUUAACCAGUCUGCAACGACUCAUCUUCAUUGCAACUACUACCAUAAAAAAGUUAGAUAUUAUUUUAUAGAUAAAGUGAAGUUAGUGUCAAAUUUGUAACAAUGGAAUUAAAAUGGAUUUCUAUUGUUACUGUAUGGACAAUUCUUUUAUUAAAUGGAUUAGAAAUAGUUGCAGAACCACCUUCAAGUUACCAUCCACCAAAAUCUACUUAUAGUGCACCAUCAUCUAGUUACAGUGCACCAUCAUCUAGUUACGGUGCACCAAGCUCCAGUUAUGGUCCACCUAAACAAAGUUAUGGACCACCAAAACCAGUGUAUGGACCACCGAAACAAAGUUAUGGACCACCAAAACCAGUGUAUGGUCCGCCCAAACCAGUAUACGGCCCACCAAAACCAAAAUAUGGUCCACCGCCAAAACCUAAAUACGGACCUCCUCCAAAACCACAAUACGGUCCACCUAAGCCUGUCUACGGUCCACCUAAACCAGUAUAUGGUCCACCUAAACCAGUUUAUGGCCCACCAAAACGUUCACCUAAACCAGUGUAUGGCCCACCACCAUCUUCAAGUUAUGGAGCCCCCAAAAUUUCAUCCUCAUAUGGAGCACCACCAUCUUCAUCUUACGGAGCCCCACCAUCUUCAUCUUAUGGAGCACCACCAUCCUCAUCUUACGGUGCACCACCAUCUUCAUCUUACGGAGCACCACCAUCUUCAAGUUAUGGAGCACCAUCUUUCGGCGGUGGUCACGGUGGUGGAAGUAUCUCAAUUCCAUCAUCAAGCUACGGAGUUCCAGAUCUAUCAUCUACAUACAGUAUACCUAGUGGAGGUCAUGGAGGUGGUGGCGGAGGAGGUGGCCAUAGUUUUUCAUCAGCACCAUCCUCUAGUUAUGGUGCUCCUUCAUCGAGUUACGGAGCACCAGCUCCUUCAUCUAGUUAUGGAGCACCAUCUGGUGGUUCUUUCGGAGGCCAUGGUGGUGGUGGUUCUUUCGGAGGUCAAGGAGGUGGUUCAUUUGGUGGCCAUGGAAGUAGUUCUUUCGGAGGAAGCAUAUCGUCUAGUUAUGGAGCACCUGCACCAUCUUCAAGCUAUGGUGCCCCAGCACCUUCCUCAAGCUAUGGAGCUCCGGCACCAUCUUCAAGCUAUGGAGCACCAGCUCCUUCCUCAAGCUACGGAGCGCCAGCACCUUCAUCUAGUUAUGGAGCCCCAGCACCUUCCUCAAGCUAUGGAGCACCAGCACCCUCGUCGAGUUACGGAGCACCAGCACCUUCAUCAAGCUAUGGAGCACCCGCGCCAUCCUCAAGCUAUGGAGCGCCAGCACCAUCGUCGAGUUACGGAGCUCCAUCAUCUGGUGGAUCUUUUGGCGGCCAUGGUAGUGGUGGUGGUAGUUUUUCCAGCAGUUUAUCAUCAAGCUACGGUGCUCCAGAGCCAUCAUCUUCAUAUGGAGCACCUUCAAGCAGUUAUGGAACCCCUGGUUACAGUACGAUAGGUGCAGAUCUUGGUGGUAGCAGCUUUGGAGGACACGGUAGCUCAGGUGGACAUGCCACUAGUUUCCAAUCAUUCCAGAGCUUUAGCGCUCCAUCAUCAAGCUACGGAGCACCUGCACCUUCAUCUAGUUAUGGAGCACCCUCAUCGAGUUAUGGUGCACCAGCGCCUUCGUCAAGUUACGGUGCUCCAGCUCCGUCUUCAAGCUAUGGGGCACCAUCCCCAUCAUCCAGUUAUGGGGCUCCUGCACCAUCUUCAAGCUAUGGUGCUCCAGCACCUUCGUCUAGUUACGGUGCCCCAGCUCCAUCAUCUAGCUACGGAGCUCCGGCUCCAUCUUCAAGCUACGGAGCACCAUCUUCAGGUGGGGGCCAUAGUUCCGGUGGUGGUGGUGGUGGUCAUGGCUCAAGUGGUGGAUUUUCAGGAGUAUCAUCAAGUUAUGGUGCACCUGAACCUUCAUCAAGUUAUGGAGCACCUUCAUCCGGACAUGGUUCAUCAAGUAGUUUUUCAGCACCAUCCAGUAGCUAUGGAGCACCGUCAUCCAGUUACGAAACACCUUCAUCAAGCUACGGAGCACCUUCCAGUGGUGGUGGUGGACAUGGCUCCUCAUCAAGCUUCCAAAUUCCAUCCACAAGCUACGGUGUGCCACAAACUUCAUACGAUACAAUUGCCGCAGGUGUUGCUGGAGGACAUUAUGCUGAACCACCCGGUGAUGCUUUUGGUGCAUAUUCCGAAUCAUUAGCACAAGUAGCUCAAGCAUUAACAGAGACAUCUGAAGAAAAAGAUGAAAGCGAAACAGACUAAAGAUGUACAUGUUUUUUAAAUCUCGUAAUUUAAGGUCGUUAUUUAUGAAUUGUUGUUAAAUAUUUACAAAUUUUAUCCUA